This is a messenger RNA of Rasamsonia emersonii CBS 393.64, 1584 nucleotides long. RefSeq names its product MFS multidrug transporter. Gene Ontology annotation, molecular function: transmembrane transporter activity. The transcript is spliced from 3 exons. NCBI's taxonomy places the organism in Eukaryota, Fungi, Ascomycota, Eurotiomycetes, Eurotiales, Trichocomaceae. The coding region runs from base 1 to 1584 and encodes 527 amino acids. Gene Ontology annotation, biological process: transmembrane transport. The record is from RefSeq and is a predicted model, not a curated record.
AUGUCCAUCCACGAAGACAACCCCAAAUCCAGUGGCGUCGACACGGCCAGCGAAAAGGUCGAGCACACCCACGUGCAAACCGCCGCCACCGCCGCUGACCUCUCCCCUGAGCAUCGCGAGUUUCUGCUGCAGCGACAUGGCACCCUCGACCUGGAUCCCAUCCCCGCCCCGGACGAGGCUGACCCGUACAACUGGCCCGUCUGGAAGAAAACCAUCAAUCUCGUUCUCGUCGCCUUCCACGCCAUGAUGGGCACCUUCACGGCCGCUUGCAUCAUCCCUGCCUACAUGCUGAUCUCCAAGGAUCUGGGAAUCAGCCUGCAGCGCGCGUCGUACCUGACCUCCCUGCAGAUCGCCAUCCUGGGAGGCGCCCCCCUGUUCUGGAGGCCCCUGUCCAGUCGCUUUGGCCGUCGACCCAUCUUCCUGCUAUCAUUGGUCUGCAGUCUGGUCACCAACGUCGGCUGUGCCAAGAGCCCCAACUAUGCGUCCAUGGCCGCCUGUCGCGCCCUGACGGCCUUCUUCAUCAGCCCGGCGCUGGCCCUGGGGAGUGUCGUCGUGACUGAAUCGUUCUUCCGCAAGGAACGCGCCCGAUACAUGGGCGUGUGGACCUUGCUGGUCACGCUGGGGGUGCCGGUGGCGCCGUUCAUCUUUGGCUUUGUUGCUCAGCGGGUGGGAUAUCGGUGGAUCUACUGGGUGCUGGCGAUUGUGAGUUUUUGCAAUUGUCUUCCUCCUGUUUCGUGGGUUAACAGGAACCAGGUCAAUGGCGUCCAAUUUAUCCUGUAUCUCUUCUUUGGCCCGGAAACCCGCUACGUUCCAGGAAACCCCGGCCGGUCAGGCUCUGGAUUCCGUCAGCAGUACCUGUCCUUCCGACGGAUCGAUCCGACUCCUCUGCAGCUGUGGGAAUUCAUCCAUCCUCUGACGCUGGCCGGCCGUGCGUCGGUGUCGAUCCCGGCCAUUGCGUAUGCCAUGAUCUUCCUGUUUGGUAGCGUGCUGGUCACGGUGGAGAUCCCGCAGCUGCUGCAAGAGAAAUUCGCCCUCAGCACGCAGGGACUGGGUCUGCAAUUCCUCAGUCUGGUGAUUGGCUCGCUGCUGGGCGAGCAGGUCGGAGGAUCGUUGUCGGACUUUUGGAUGAACUCGCGCGCGCGUCGCACGCACCAGCGGCCGGCCCCGGAAUACCGUCUCUGGCUGAGCUAUAUCGGAUUCGCGUUGACGAUCGUGGGCGUGAUUGUCUUCCUAGUCCAGAUCCAGAACUCGCCGGCGGGACACUGGAACAUCACUCCGAUUGUGGGCGUUGCCAUUGCAGCUUUUGGAAAUCAGGUCGUCACCACGGUGCUGAUCACGUAUGCGGUGGAUUGCAACCACGAGGAGUCGGCUUCCGUGGGAGUGUUUAUCACGUUUGUUCGACAAAUCUGGGGAUUUAUCGGGCCGUUCUGGUUCCCUGACAUGUUCACCAACGUCGGCGUUGCCAACAGCGCGGGUGUCGCGACGGCGCUCAUGGUCGGAGUCAGUGUCAUUCCGACGCUGCUGCUGCAAUGGCGUGGGCCGACCUGGCGGGGGGUGCGGCCACGAGUUGAGUCAGCUGCGUGA